CUCAUUUUCGCUCCUCUUCCGCUUCUUGACUUUCUCUCGUUCAGUCGGAAGCCGCGUGCGUGUUCAGGUGUUUCCACCUUUUUGGAUUGUUUGUUUUAAAAAAAACUCUUUUGUUUGCCGACACGAGCGCCACUUUUGCGUCACCAUGGGGGCCCUGCAGUGCAUCAAGUACCUGCUCUUUUUCUUCAACUUCCUCUUUUGGUUGGCCGGCACGGGCGUGUUGGCGGUGGGACUCUGGCUGCGCUUUGACAGCAGGACGGCAGGACUGUUUGAGGGCGAGGACUCGCCCUCCGUCUUCUUCACCGGCGUGUACAUCCUGAUCGCGGCUGGAGCCCUGAUGAUGGUGGUCGGCUUCCUGGGAUGCUGCGGCGCCAUCAAGGAGUCGCCGUGCAUGCUGGGAUUGUUCUUCCUGUUCCUGCUGCUGAUCUUCGCGGUGGAGGUGGCGGCGGGCAUCUGGGGACUGUCCAACAAGGAAGUUGUGGUGACGGAGGUGACCGAGUUCUACAAGCAGACCUACAACAACUACAAGGACACCCGGCAGGAGGCGCUCAAGGAGACCCUGCGCCUCAUCCACUUCGGCCUCAACUGCUGCGGGCCCACGGGCACGGUGAUCGACGCCGCCAGGGACAUCUGCCCCAAGAAGGAGGGACUGGAAGCGCUCAUUACCACGAGCUGCCCGGCCGCCAUCGACGAGGUGUUCAACAACAAGCUGCACAUCAUCGGAGGCGUGGGCAUCGGCAUCGGCAUCAUCAUGAUCUUCGGCAUGAUCUUCAGCAUGAUGCUCUGCUGCGCCAUCAAGAGAUCCAGAGACUUUGUUUAACGCCGCCCCUUUGCGCCUCCUCCCGCCUCUAGUUCAGUAACCGACGCUUCUUUUAACCCGCCGCUCAGGGGUGCACGCGGGACGGCCAUCUUGGACGCGUGAGCGCGUGGCGGCCGGAGUCGGCGACCCUUCGAGUCACACUUUUCACUUUCGGCGUUGCGCUCGGCACACCCAAAAAAAAAAAAAACAUUUUCAGUUUGCACGUCUUCCCGACGG
Molecule: messenger RNA, 1036 nt
Organism: Hippocampus comes (tiger tail seahorse)
Lineage: Eukaryota; Metazoa; Chordata; Actinopteri; Syngnathiformes; Syngnathidae
Product: CD9 antigen-like
Exons: 7
Coding region: 146-820 (224 amino acids)
Cellular component (GO): plasma membrane
Source: RefSeq, a predicted model, not a curated record